Messenger RNA from Xenopus laevis (African clawed frog), 5191 nucleotides. It is a transcript of the gene dyrk2.L, whose product is annotated as dual specificity tyrosine-phosphorylation-regulated kinase 2. Gene Ontology annotation, molecular function: transferase activity; ATP binding; kinase activity. Gene Ontology annotation, cellular component: nucleus; cytoplasm; protein-containing complex. The transcript has 3 exons. The record is from RefSeq and is a predicted model, not a curated record. NCBI's taxonomy places the organism in Eukaryota, Metazoa, Chordata, Amphibia, Anura, Pipidae. The coding region runs from base 76 to 1872 and encodes 598 amino acids.
CUCUUCAUCCCCACAAGGCGGCUACGUGACGCGUCACUGCGUUUAGGUGUAGCCGUGACGCCACAAUCUCGCGUGAUGAGACUUGUGCCGUCGGGAUUUUCUGGAAGACGGGAGGCAAGGAGCUUGCAAUUAACAGCUUUGCUGGACGGAGGAAGCGAAGGCAUCAGGCAGUUGCAGCCCUGUUUGGGAUUACCACCAUCUGCAGCUGGAACUGGGCCACCAACCCCCAUAUCAUUGCCACCUCUCAGAACCAGCAAUCCAACACGCAGGACUGGAGGCAAUAAGCACACAAUGAAUGAACAUCUACAUGUGACCAGUCAUGGACAGAUACAGGUGCAACAACUGUUUGAAGAGCACAGCAACAAAAGAACUGUUCUGACAACACAACCAAAUGGGCAUACAGCUGUUGGCAAAUCCAGUUUACCUGUUGUUACAGAGAGGCCGUUUGAAAGCACUCAUAGGAGACAAGGAAGCUCUAGCUCUUUAAAAUCAGCAGAGGGCAUAACCAAGUUGAAGUGUUCUUCAUUAACUCCUGAACAAGCAAUGAAGCAAUACAUGCAGAAGUUGACUACUUUUGAGCAUCAUGAAAUCUUUAACUACCCUGAAAUUUAUUUUUUGGGUCCAAAUGCUAAGAAACGUCAAGGUGUAAUUGGCGGCCCAAACAAUGGUGGCUACGAUGAUGAUCAGGGUUCAUAUGUACAAGUUCCGCAUGAUCACGUUGCCUACAGGUAUGAAGUUCUGAAAGUUAUUGGAAAAGGAAGUUUUGGGCAAGUUGUUAAAGCUUAUGAUCACAAACUUCAUCAGCACGUGGCAUUAAAAAUGGUAAGGAAUGAAAAGCGUUUUCAUCGGCAGGCUGCUGAGGAAAUCAGAAUUCUAGAACAUCUGAAAAAACAAGACAAAGACAACAAUAUGAAUGUCAUUCACAUGCUGGAGAACUUCACAUUCCGCAAUCAUAUCUGUAUGACAUUUGAAUUAUUGAGUAUGAAUCUCUAUGAAUUGAUCAAGAAGAAUAAAUUUCAGGGCUUUAGCUUGCCUUUAGUUCGCAAGUUUGCUCACUCAAUUCUGCAAUGCUUGGAUGCUUUGCACAAAAAUAGAAUAAUCCACUGUGACCUUAAACCUGAAAACAUUCUGUUGAAACAACAGGGCAGAAGUGGCAUUAAAGUUAUAGAUUUUGGUUCUAGUUGUUACGAGCACCAGCGUGUAUAUACGUACAUACAAUCACGUUUCUACCGGGCACCAGAAGUUAUUAUUGGAGGUCGCUAUGGAAUGCCUAUUGAUAUGUGGAGCUUGGGUUGUAUACUUGCAGAACUGUUGACUGGCUAUCCACUUUUACCUGGAGAAGACGAAGGUGAUCAGCUGGCAUGUAUGAUUGAGUUACUGGGUAUGCCUUCCCAAAAACUUCUAGAUGCUUCAAAAAGGGGUAAAAAUUUUGUCAACUCCAAAGGUUACCCACGCUAUUGCACUGUUACAAGUCUGGCUGAUGGUUCUGUGGUAUUAAAUGGUGGUCGCUCACGAAGAGGAAAACUAAGAGGCCCCCCUGGAAGUAGAGACUGGGUUACUGCUUUGAAGGGCUGUGAUGAUCCCCUGUUUCUUGAUUUCCUGACACAAUGUUUAGAAUGGGAUCCUUCUCUCCGAAUGACACCUAGCCAAGCACUGCGACAUCAUUGGUUGAGGAGGCGAUUGCCAAAACCUCCAAUCGGAGAAAAGAUCUCUUCUAAAAGAAUAACAGAAAGCACUGGUGCUAUAACCUCUCUUUCUAAGUUACCUCCAACAUCAGGCUCAACUGCAAAGUUAAGAACUAAUCUGACCCAGAUGACUGAUGCCAAUGGAAAUAUUCAGCAGAGGACAGUGUUGCCAAAGUUGGUUAGCUGAUUUACUGGACAUCUAGCAUCAAGAACACCUUGCUGAGCCUUAUGCAUACAAAGCAGCAACUCGGAUUUGUACCAUUUUUAAUUGCUCAGAUUAUUUUAAAUACAUUGCAACAGGUGUAUUUUUAUGUAAUCAUGAAAUUGUUAAACAAUGGGGACAAUGCUUUAAGGUUUUAUACCUUUUUGUGAUUUGUAAUUGGCCUUGCUUAAGAUAGGAAGUGUCAAAUUCAGUGGCUGGCCACUGAUUACUACGUGACUGUUAAAACUUAUUUAUUAAUGUCAAAAGUGUUUAGUUAUAAUUCAUUCAUAUUUAACAGGAUUUUGCUCUGUGUGCCAUAGGCCUUUUAGAGCAUUGAAAACAUGUCUAAUACAUACACAGAUCGGUGCAUUUUGGCUUUUGUGUAAUGGGCCUUGCACAAAGUUGGCACAACUUACAGUAACAUUUGUUUGCAUUUGGAACAAUUAAAUGAAACUGAUUUGUGUUCGACUGAAAGGUUCUGCAUUUAUACUUUAAAUUAAGCAGUUUAAUCACUUCAUUUAAUGAAGGUAUUUCAAUACCUUUUUUGUUUUUUACUUAUUUUUGACAUAGCCAAAGGAUUUAAUUUUACCUUAUUAAAUAUACCUUUAGAUAUACUCUAUAUGUAGGUGAUGAAAACAUUUUCUCAACAUGAAAAGGGCAUUGAUAAGCAAAAUUUUAAACUAUUGAUUUGUGUUGGUUGCAAUGUGUUUUUUUUGAGGGGGGGCGUUAUCUACUGGUUUUAUGCAAAGUGAAGUCAAUUUAGUAUUUUUCAUGUAGAAGGCAUUGGUAUUACUGAAGGAUGAGUAGGAUAUUCAUAUUUAUAAGGAAAAAGAGAAGUGUUGCAACCUUGUGCUGUGAAACAGCUUUGUAUAAUGGGAUUCAAUUAACAGCUGUAGUUUGACUGUUAUCACCUUUCCCCUUAGCCUACAGAUUGCUUAGCUGUUAGAUUUCUUCUUCUUUCCUACAGUUUGUAAGCCACAGCAUUUCAAGGAGUAGUUCAACCAAACAAACAAUGUUAGAUGUUAAUAAAAGUACUUUAAAUGGGCAUUACUAAUAACCUUGUAUACUUGCCAUGAAACGUGUUCUUUCCCCUCUCCCUUUAUUACUACUACGUUGUUUCACUGUUAAUUACAGUAGCUUAAAGCGAAAGAGUUGUCUAGAUAAGUUUAAGAGCCACGAAUGGCCUAUUAAGUACUUUUAUACAUAUUUAACAUUUUAUUUUUGUGAAAUGUCCAAAAAUUUAAGUUUAAUUUAAAAGUGGGGGUAUAAUUGUGGUUACAUGGUAUUUGCAGCUCUGCUUUUUAAAUUUUAUUUUACUUAAAGCAUGGUCCCCAAAAAAAAUUGCUAAAAUGUUUCUGGCUACGUUUUUAAACUUAAGUGCAAGUCAAAUAGCAAACAGAAAAUAAUGGCUAUAACUAUUUACUUCAAGUUCAGGAUAAUUUACUUUUUUGUGCCUAUUUGGAUUCAGACCACACUUUAUAAUCCAGCAGUUGGUUAGACCCUUGAAAUCAUUGUUGUAGUAAUCAGCCUGCUCUAAUUCAAGGUUUAUCCAGAACAGUAUAUAAGGACAUACUUCAAUUCCCAGGCCACUGGAUAGCAUUCAAGCAGCUUGACAAGUUAUCUCCUAGAUCCUCAUGGUGCAGUUUAGUUGUCAUUUUCUAAUUCUUUGGUGACAGAUUGAAAAGAAACAAUAUUUUGAUACAAAUAUCUUUUUAUAUUCUGACCACUGAAAACUGAUUGCACUAUUUGAUCUCUGAUUGGCAAACUUUUCUGUACCAGAAACUUUUAGACAAGGGGUGACUCACAAGCACUAAGAACAUUCUCAGUAGCUAAGUGAGAAACCCCUUUGAUACAUGUAUUUAUUUUCUUGGUAUUUGAGUAAAGUGAUAUAUAAAGUUGAAUUAUAAGAAAGACGUUACUUGUCCAUACUUUUCUAUUAAUGUCCAUUUGGCCAUUUUUCAAAUGUAAGUGCUUAUGGAAAGCUUGCUGAAGCUAACUUUGUUUUUAUCUUAAGGGCUUCAGAGGUUGAUCUGUAAUAAGUUGUCUUGGAAACAGUAAGUCUCACAGGUUACCAUUGUCUAGGGAAGUCUUACCUAUUUGCAGCAUUUGGGAUAGCACAGUAUGAUGCUGUAUCCUUGGUUGCAGUCUUGCGUGGCACAUUCCAUGCACAUAUUGGGACAUUUUUGUCAUACAAGUGUUUUGCUAUAUGAGUUCAACAGUUUAAAACUAGAAGCGUUUAUGUGAACAGUACAGGAUACUUUAUGAUCUUAGUGUGAAUUAUGUGCCUUUUUGUUAUUAGUGCUACUUUGUCAGGCAUAUUUUGGCCUACUUUAUAAAGGAUAGCAGCUAAAGGCAAUUAUAUUACAGUUUUACUCUAAAAUGUCUUAAAAUAUUCAUCAUGCUAAGAGGCCUUAAAAGUAACCAUAGCUCUGGCAGGUUGUUUAAGGCUGGCCAAGUAUGCUGCUAGUAAAUGCUUCCUUAGACUGUGAGGUCCCAAAAGACCCGUUGGUUACCUGUUUUUAUACUUUUCAUCAUUUCUUUUUUUCAGGAUUUUUAUUAUACUAGUGAAACAAUCUUAAUUAGUGUGUGAAUUUACCUCAAGCUGUUUUUCAUUUUUAAGGUGUGAUCAAUCCCAGGGCAUUUGGUAAAAACCAAGGUGCAUUCCUUUUAUAUUUACUGGCUGGAAUAAACCAGCCAGUGAUUUUUAUAAUUUAGGUGCAAUGCACAUAAGCCACUUUUGAUGUAUAGUUCGGGUAUACAUCUCUUGGACAUUGGGUUGUAUUGGAAUCUCAAAGAAGAACUGUAAUUUAUACAGUAUAUAAAAAUGCCCUUGAUUCAUUCACUUCUUUAGAGAUUCCCACAUAGCCCAAUUGUAUGCAGUUUGCAUAAAAAGACACAAUGACUUCUUUCUUGUUGGCACUUUUACAUCUCUGUAAAACAUGUUGGUUCUAAAAGCAAAUUUUUAACUGCUCACAAAACUGCUACAAUUGUCUAGGCCAUGACAAUUUCUAUUGAGCAACAUCUUAGACAUGUGACUGUAAUAUGCUGCAAUUGUGUGUACUGAUGAUCUGUGAACAUUUGGAGUGAAUGUGGACUUUGUGUAUAUUUUGUGUACAUUUUCUGUAAGAUGCUGCUGGCGCCACUCUGCAUUCUCUAUGUUGUAGUGGAAUAGAAUCAAAGUGGUGAAAUUUAUAAUACUGUAUGUAUUGUACAGCAGAUGACAGACGUAUGAACAUUUAGUGAACACUUGUUAAAUUUUAUUGUUGUGGCCAGAGAUCAUUUCAGAAUAAAAAUGUAUGUUCAA